UUACUAGCAAGCUGGAGGUUAAACCAACCUCUUAUAAGAGUUACAGAGGCUGGGUGGCCAUCUAUUGGGAGGGCUUUGACUGUGUCUUCCUGCCUGGCUGAAGGGGGUUGGACUGGAUGCCCUUCCUGGGCUGCUUCCAGUGGAGUAGGGAGAGCAAUGUUAAUGCGACACACCUGUGGACUGCAGGUGACACACUAGUGUGUUCCAACACACUGUUUGGAAAGUUCUGGUAUAGUUAACUGCUUUGCUGGGUUCAGAGCUGCUUGGUAACUGAUCUAGAAGCAGCAGAAUCACAGGAGUGUGUUUGUGUGUGGUGUGCAAGUGUUGUUCCUGUGAGGGGACACAAGAGGCUUCACAUUCCUGGAAUCUCCUAUUUGCUUCACAUUCAUGUGCUUCUUUCCUUCCUCCUUUCAUUCCUUCUCGCUUGCCUUUCAACAGUCCCUUCUGUCCCUCUGCAUUCCAGACUUCCUUUCCCUUUAUUUCUUUCCUUCUUCCUCAGUCUCCCCCUCUUCACCUUUCAAGGCGGAGAAUUUACCUUUUGUAGUGGUCCUUUCUUCCAGAAAGUGAACAUCUUUGACUCACAGCCCUAAAGCUGAGGGAAAGAAAGACUUGCUGGGAUCCUCGGUUUCACCAACUUCACAGGUUUUGCAGAAGCUCCAGGAAACAUUAGGAGAAAUGCCACCACACCUGAGGAUAUGUUUCUUGCUGGUUUUAAUGAGUCAGGCAGAAGCUACAAGACAUCAGGACAUUGGUCAAGACCUGUCACCACAACUACAAAACAUUGUGGAAGAAGUUAUGGCUGGAAAUUAUCUCAAUGCUCUCCUUGAUAUCCUUCAUUACCAAAGCACUCAUAUGUGGACAACCGAACUCCUUAACAAAGUCUUGGCAUACUUUGAUGCUCAGAAUAUUAUAGUUACUUAUAGCAACAUACAGGCUUCUGUUAAAACUUAUCUGGAAAACCUCUUAUACCACCCCAGAGUGCUACUGUCUGAAUUUCAACAAAUGAAUCUUCAGCGUUUCCAGACUGCAAUGAAAUAUCUCUUUGGCAACAAGCAGGAAUAUUUGGAGUUGGGAAAUGUUGUUAUCGACCUGGCUGGGAUAAGAGAGAGAAUUUUCCAAAGUCCAGGAGGAAACCGAACAUUAUUCCUCACUACUUUGGAGAGGUGCUUUCAGAGUUUGAGCUCCGCAGAAUGUGUGAACAUCCUGAGCCAGAUCCUCCGGGCAUCUUCCAUUAUGUACCUCCAAGUCCACACCAUCCCAAACCUCCCCAAAGACCUUCAAGAAGAUGCUUUUCGAAACCUAUCAUCAGUAUUCAGAGAUCUAUAUGACAGGAUAACUGCAAGUUCACAGAGGGCUCUAUAUGACUGGAUGAUGCAGAUCCUACAAAAAUCCUACAAUAUCAGUGAGAAUGCCACUUCAUGGGUGAGUGCAGAAAACCUAUGGAUUCUAGGAAGAUACAUGGUUCAUCUCCCACUCGAAGAAAUUUGGAAAAUUCACCCUAACGAAAUGAGAUUGUUCAUCAGUUAUGACAAUGCAACAAAGCAACUCGAUACCGUAUAUGAUAUCACCCCAGACCUUGCACAAGCUUUCUUGGAAAGAAUAAACGCAUCAGGAUUUGACAUGAAAAACAUAUCAACACUUUAUAGAUUAGGCUUGUUGGUUUGUUUUUACAAUGACCUGGAACAGAUGGAUGCCAAUGUAGCUCGGGUUUUACUUCAUCAGAUGAUUAAAUGCAACCAUCUAAGAGGGUCCCAGGCUGACAUUCAGAAGCUCAAAUCCCAGCUGCUUGACCUUGCCCUGCAAAACCAGACGCUGAAUGAGUCCCUUGGCUCCCUCUCGGACGCGGUGGUAGGACUUAGCACCAACCAGCUGGAUUCUCUCUCCCCGGAGGCUGUGCACAACGCGAUCCAAACAUUAAACCAGGUUUCAGGGUGGGCGAGAAGCCAAAUCAUGAUUCUAUCCAGGAAAUAUCUGAUGUAUGAAAAGAUACUCUCACUUCAUAAUAUCAGCCAGAUGGGUGCUUUGGUGACCGGGAUAAGCACUCAGUCUUUCCACAGUAUGAGCCCCAAAGAGCUGUCUCAGUUAAUCAGAGGAGCAUUAGCUGAACGUGCUUCCGAUUUAUCUCCAGCCCAGCGCCAAGGCAUCCUCCGCAAGAUUAUUGCAUCCACAGAACUAUCAUCCGUGUUUGCAGAUAUGCAAGGACCCUUUUUUAAGGAGCUGUCGCUUUUUGAUUUGUGGACGGGAGAGGGAUUCAACUCUUCCCUAGUGAAAGAAAGGGAACUGAGGCCGAGUCAGGCCUUAUUCCUGUAUGAAUUAUUAUCAAAGAAGACACCUCUUUCUGAGCUCUUAAGCAUCGACCAAAUGGUGAAAGGAAUAACAUGCUGGCAAAUUGACAGAAUGAGUCCAAUCACCUUUGUCAAUGUUUUCAAAUAUUUUGAAAAGAAUCUCCACUUGCUUUCACCAUAUCAGAUCAGUUGUAUGGCUUGGAAAUACUGGACGAUCUCUAAUAUAUCCACACCUCCCUACUUGUUAGCUCUGCUUCCUCCUGAGUAUCUGGAAGCCAUUACAGGAUCGCUCUGUGUCCCUUUCAUAACCAGCCUAAGGAAGAUUGAACUUGAUCGUCUCGUUUUAAAUGAGCAGAAGAAAAAUGCAAUUCUGCAAAAAGUCCAUAACUGCCUGAAUGGCUCCAUCGUUGAUGAAUAUGACCUUGACUUGAUUGGCAACCUCAUCUGCCAUUUAUCCCCAGCAUUAAUUUGUGUGGGAUCAUUGGAGACAAUGGCCACAGCCCUUCAACAGUUUGGACAAUGCCAGCAUCUCAGCCAUGAACAGGAGAUGGACAUUAAACGCUGGAUCAUUGAUUUGUAUGGUUCUCCGAGAAACUGGACGACUGAGACAACACAAGACAUUGGUCCAUUUAUAGCUCUUUUGACAAAGACUGAUUUGAGCAUCCUUGUGGAAAAGUUUCCUGGUUUCAUAUCAGAUAUCGCAUCAAAGAAAUCUGGACCAGUUCCUCCGUCUGAAGAGCUCUUGUUGGCUUAUUUUGAAUGGGUUCGCAACUCUAGCAUCCCAUUUAGUGCGCCAAACGGAACCUUUGGUUGUGCAGAGGUUGCAGCACCUUCCUCAGAUGAGAUUAUGAAACUGUCAGAAGCAAAUAAGUUUUGGUCAGAUCAGGAAUUGUUUUGCAUGGAUCCAGGCACUUUCAAUAAGACUGUGGAACUCCUUGGCUCCGUGGGCAGUUUGAGUGCAUCACAGCUUACUGUGCUAAAAGAGAAAGCUAAGCAGGUCUGGGGCCCAUUAACAAGCUGGCAGAAUUAUCACAUAGUUUCUCUUGGGCGGAUUGCCACCACAUUAAAUGAGACUGAAAUUGGAGCUCUCAAUCUAAGUUCAAUUGAUACUAUCGCUGCCCUUAGUGAGCAGACAGAAUGGAACCCUUCACAGACCCAGUCCAUUUUACAUGGCUUUCUGGAAGACUCUGGACAAGAGAUGUCCACUUUGAAAAGCUUUGAUUUGGCAGGACUGGGUGCCAGCCUGUGUGCCCUGAAUUCUACAGAGAUUGCAGCCAUAAAUGCGAAUGAAUUCAGUGCUGUCGUUGCAAGAAUUGGCUCUUUGUUGUGUAGCUCAAUUGUCCUGGAAAGUUUUAAAAAGAAAGCAGAGUCUGUAUUCGGGAUCGCUGCAACCUGGGAUAAAUCUAUCCUGCAGGAGAUUGGUACCAUCGCAGCGGGUUUAAAUGACACAGAAUUAAAAGCUGUUGAUAAAGAAUUGAUGCCUUAUUUCCACCCCAGAGCAAUAAAAUGUAUCCCUGAUGAAAUGUUCAAAGAGCUGUCUCCCGAGCAGUUAGCCAGUCUUGGCCCCACAAAUGCAGCCAUGGUGACAGAAUCACAGCACCGACAUCUAAAUGAGCUGCAGCUUCAGAGUCUUCAGCAGGCAUUGGAUGGAACCAGAAGAAGCACCAACCAGUCUCCAUUUGGGGAAAGUACAAUCAAACCAACAUAUACCUCUGUUCUGAGUGGUGCUUCGUUUUCAUGUCGAUUAAGUCUCUGGGUACUGGCUGUAUUCAUCUGGUAUCCUGCAUCCAUACCUACUGUCACAGUUUAAAGGAAACUUUCAGUGGUCCAUUGAAGAAGAAGCGUCGUAGUGGAGAGUGUUCUUCCAGAACACUUUCUGGCCCAAUGGAGGUUGAUAAUGCUGCAGAUGUUCCUCUUGAAAACAGUUUUUAUGCCUGUCGUACUUUAAACCUGCCACUUCACAUCAUGCUUUCAACUCAUCACGGAUAUUGCCUUUAUGCUUUUAAACAUGCUUUAAAAAUCUUUUAUUCAAGGGACACCCUUUUAGGAUUCAUUGUGCUGCAUAUGCUAACGGUUUCUUUUUUUUAGCAGCACUGAUUUUGUAACUUUUUUUAUUCUGUCAAUAUUGUAUACAUGCUACUAUAUAUCCUCCCCCCUCAAAAAAAUAAAGUCUUGACUCUAUAUAUAAAAAUUAUAACUAGAUUCCUUGA
Molecule: messenger RNA, 4495 nt
Organism: Anolis carolinensis (green anole)
Lineage: Eukaryota; Metazoa; Chordata; Lepidosauria; Squamata; Anolidae
Gene: otoa
Product: otoancorin
Exons: 30
Coding region: 676-4095 (1139 amino acids)
Biological process (GO): cell-matrix adhesion
Cellular component (GO): cell surface
Source: RefSeq, a predicted model, not a curated record